AUGAACAGAUCUUUUCACUUUCUAAUAAAGUACAUAUAUAUACAUGUUCUUCUUGUUUUUUAUUUUCACAUUAAGCAGCAGGCUAUUAUGCCUUUUUUUAUUUUUUUCUUUUCAUCAUUCGACGGACUUUCAUUUGACCUUCGAGUGGUAGCGUUUUUAGCCAAGCACGUUUUCGUUGGCGUUUGUUCACCCUUUUUUGUUGUAGGUUUUUUUGGUUCAUCUAGAGUAGUUGUUACUGAAUGGCUUUCGAAGCUUGUAUUACCUCCUCCUCCAGUUUCAAUAACACAGGUCUUCUCUUUGUCACGUAAGAGAGGCGAAUUCUCCAGCGGAUACAUCUUGAUUAUAAACCCUUACAAAAGUUUCCUGCGAUCACUUUUAGAUUUUUCAAUUUUCAAUAAUACUGCCAAGAACAAAUCUUCAACAUUUACAUUGAACUUGGAGGAUGUCUCAAAAUAG
Saccharomyces cerevisiae S288C is the source of this 456-nucleotide messenger RNA. It is a transcript of the gene ECM12, whose product is annotated as Ecm12p. The record is from RefSeq and is marked reviewed. NCBI's taxonomy places the organism in Eukaryota, Fungi, Ascomycota, Saccharomycetes, Saccharomycetales, Saccharomycetaceae. Bases 1 to 456 code for a protein of 151 amino acids. The transcript has a single exon. Gene Ontology annotation, cellular component: membrane.